CGGCCUGGGCGCCGGGCGCGCGGCCAUGUCGUCGGGGGACGCGGGGUCGUGCGGGCCGGAGGGGGCCCCGCGCGCGGUCGCCGCGCUCUGCAGCCUGUACCGCGAGGCCGGCCAGCGGCUGCGGCUCGUGCAGGAGCAGCUGGCGGCCCGCGACGCGCUGGUGGAGCGCCUGCGCGCCCGCCUGGCCGCGCUCGAGGGGGACGCGGCGCCGUCGCUCGUGGACGCGCUCCUGGAGCAGGUGGCGCGGCUCCGGGAGCAGCUGCGGGAGCGGGAGAGCGGGGCCGCCGAGGCCGAGCUGCGCCAGGAAGUUGAGAGACUCAGCCAGCGACUGGUCGAGAAGGAGCAGGAGAUGGAGCAGCUUCUGAGCCGCCCGGCGCUGGUGUGCGAGAAGGAGCUGGUGCAGCUGCGGAGGAGCGUGGCGGAGAAGGAGCGGGUACGGGCGGCCAGCCACGUCCUGUGUCGCUCCCUGGCCGAGGAGAGCCAGCAGCUGCGGAGGACACUGGCGGCCACCGCCCACAUGUGCCAGCACCUGGCCAAGUGUCUGGAGGAGCGCCAGGCCCCACAGGGGGCGCCCCGGGAGAGCAGCGCUGAGUCCGAGGGUCCAGACCGGGCCGCCAUCCAGGCCGCCACGGUGAAGCUGCAGGAGGAGAACCGCCUUUUGAAAGAGAAGGUGGCGCAUGUGGAGGACCUCAACGCAAAGUGGCAGCGCUAUGACGCCAGCAGGGAUGAGUACGUGAGGGGGCUGCAGGCCCAGCUGCGGGGGCUGCAGGCGCCCGCAGAGCCCGAGAGGCCCUCGACGUGUGAGCGGAUGAGGAAGGAGAUCGCCCGGCUCAACGGGCAGCUGGAGGAGAAGAUGCUCACCUGUGCGGAAGCCAAGCAGGAGCUGCUGGCCGCGCGCAGUGCCUGGGACGCAGCGCUGGAGCGGGUGCAGGUGCUGGAGCAGCAGAUUCUCGCCUACAAGGAGGACUUCGCCUGGGAAAGGGCGGACCGCGAGCGGGCGCAGAGCAGAGUGCAGGAGCUGGAGGAGAAGCUGGCCUGUCUGGAGCAGGCCGGGAGACAGGGGCCCUUUGAGCCAGCAUCCUGCCGGACCCAUGCAGCCAGCAGCAGCCCUGAGGCCUUGAAGUGUGCUGUGUCCAGUGACGGGAGGCCUGGGGACGAGGCCUGCAGGCCAGAGCCCCCUAGCGUGCCCCUGGGGGACCUGCAGUGCCCACACUGCCUGCAGUGCUUCAGUGAUGAGCAAGGCGAGGAGCUCUUCAGACACGUGGGCCAGUGCUGCCAGUGAGGGGCACUGAUGCCCUUUCCCAAGGGCUCUCAGGGCAGCAGAACCAGCCAGGCUUCAGGGGGCCUUGAGUAGAGCCAGAGGGUGAGGCUGAGAGGAGCUGACAGCAGCUCGCCAGGGAGGAUCCUCUCACCCUGCCCAGCCCAGUGUUCACUGGGCACAAAGCUGGCUGGCAGGAAGGCUGUGUGGCCCCAGGGCGGAAGCCUGACUGGCGAGGCCCCGUCUGUCCCCAGCACUGGCUGGCCUUUGGUGUGGCAGGGCCACAGUGUCCCGCAGUGCUGACUGCCCACCAACUGGAGGCGAAACCCCUUCCUUGCAUGUCUUCUCUUUUUUUGGCUUUUUUGGGUCACACCCAGCGAUGCUCAGGUGUUACUCCUGGUUCUGCACUCAGGAAUGACUCCUGGCAGUGCUCAGGGGACCAUAGGGGAUGCCGGGGAUCGAACCCGGGUUGACUCCGUGCACGGCAAAUGCCCUCCUUGCUGUGCUAUCGCUCCAGCCCUGCGUGUUUUCUUAAUAAAGCACUAGUGAUGGUCA
This is a messenger RNA of Sorex araneus (European shrew), 1813 nucleotides long. It is a transcript of the gene TNIP2, whose product is annotated as TNFAIP3 interacting protein 2. Bases 26 to 1282 code for a protein of 418 amino acids. The transcript is spliced from 6 exons. Gene Ontology annotation, biological process: cellular response to lipopolysaccharide; regulation of transcription by RNA polymerase II. The record is from RefSeq and is a predicted model, not a curated record. Lineage: Eukaryota; Metazoa; Chordata; Mammalia; Eulipotyphla; Soricidae. Gene Ontology annotation, molecular function: K63-linked polyubiquitin modification-dependent protein binding.